Phaethon lepturus (White-tailed tropicbird) is the source of this 1245-nucleotide messenger RNA. It is a transcript of the gene POT1, whose product is annotated as protection of telomeres 1. The transcript is spliced from 8 exons. Gene Ontology annotation, molecular function: G-rich strand telomeric DNA binding; telomerase inhibitor activity. NCBI's taxonomy places the organism in Eukaryota, Metazoa, Chordata, Aves, Phaethontiformes, Phaethontidae. Gene Ontology annotation, cellular component: chromosome, telomeric region; nuclear telomere cap complex. The record is from RefSeq and is a predicted model, not a curated record. The annotation marks the transcript as partial. Gene Ontology annotation, biological process: regulation of telomere maintenance via telomerase; telomere capping.
AUCAGGGAAUACAAUGGACAGAUGCAGGGAAUUACCAGUGUGGGAUUUGCAUCCCUGACAUUUGAUGGAACUGUAGGAGCACCAGUAGUUCCUCGAACCUCUAGCAAAGUGUACACUUUCAUGAAUGAAGAACAGAAAACAAUAGAAGAAUUACGUGUUUGGGCAGCCAGCAAUCUUUCCAUCUCUGGACCAGCAGCAAAAUUGUCUGGUGUUCAGCCAAUGCUGUUCUUUGAUCUCACUUGCCAGCUGGUAGGAAAAGCAAAAGUGGAUGGAUCUUCAUUUCUUCUAAAGGUAUGGGAUGGCACAAAAUGUCCCUACCCAACCUGGAAGGUGCCUGUGGAAGCCAGAGACCUGGAAGGAGAAAAAGUUCUUCUUCAUCAGCUGCGAAAGCUAACAGUGGACAUUCUAGUCUAUGAUAACCAUGUACAGCUGGCAAAAUCACUUAAGAUUGGAAGUUUUCUGAGAAUUUACAGUAUGCAUGCAAAACAAGCAAGUGCUGAUGAUGAAGCUGUCUCACAUAUAGAAUUUCAUCUUCACGGUGGCACCUGUUAUGGUCGAGGAAUCGGAGUCUUACCAGAAAGUAACCCGGAUGUUAAGGAACUAAAAGUGUUCUUGGAAUCAGUGGAUCUCACAGACAGUCAGAAUAUGGAAAGCAUGUCUUCAGCAGAAUUAGACAGCACUUUUAACAAUGUUACAGAUCUUGAAUCACACUUACAGAGAUGUCAGCAGUUAUCUGUUACAGUAUUAACAGAUCAUCAGGAUUUGAAUAACACGGAACUGAAAACCAUUCUGAACAGUGCAGCUCCUCAACAGUAUCGCAUAAGAGCAAAGCUGAGAACUUAUAAACCCCAGAAGCUCUAUCAGUCAAUUAAACUCCAUUGUUCCAAAUGCAACUCUUUGCGAGAAGUUCCAGAUGGAGAUGACUUUGACUUUAUUUUACAAGGCUCUGCUGUUACUGCCCCAAACGCAGAAUUACACAAUACAUCCUGGUAUGAUUCUGUAAUGUGGACUACACAAGACCAGAAACAAAGGAAAAUAGCUAUCCAUUUUGUAAAGCAUGAUGAAAUGCUUCAACAGGCUGAAGAUACUUUGCUUAUGAUAGAAGGUGGAACACUAAAAGAAGUCUGGAAGCUUACAAAAAGAUUUAAAUGUGUUAUUCCUGUGAGAUCUACAGAAAAUGAUCUUGAAUUAUUAGAUCUUUCAGCUCCUUUUCUUUUACAAGGGAACAUAAAAUAUUAUGGGUAG